This is a messenger RNA of Salmo salar (Atlantic salmon), 4592 nucleotides long. RefSeq names its product membrane-associated guanylate kinase, WW and PDZ domain-containing protein 3. Gene Ontology annotation, biological process: signal transduction. Gene Ontology annotation, cellular component: cytoplasm; cell-cell junction. Gene Ontology annotation, molecular function: protein binding. Lineage: Eukaryota; Metazoa; Chordata; Actinopteri; Salmoniformes; Salmonidae. The record is from RefSeq and is a predicted model, not a curated record.
GCCAUGUCUAAGGCAGCCGCGAGGAAGCUGCACUGGCACUCCAAGGUCCAGGAUAGCUUCAUCCCCCUGGUUGGUUCCUCGGGGGAUCUGGGCGUGGCAGUGGGCGGUGGAGCCGACUAUGGAGAGUUCCCAUUCGUCACAGCAGCCCCUGGAGGCGGGCUCACAGUGGGCGACGUAAUCCUUGAGAUUGGGGGAACCCCUGUGUUAGGGAUGACACUAGGAGAUGUCCGGGGAGUCCUUCACUCCUGCCUCCAUCCCAUCCGCAUCAAGACCGUCUCACCAGGCUCUGUAUUGUGUAAGGACCUCAGGUUGUAUCUGAGUAAGUGUUUUACUCCAGGAUCCAUGGACAGCCAGCUUCAGCAGGUCAUCCGGGAGAACCUCUACCUCAGAGCAGUGCCAUGCACGACCAGACUGCCCCGUGAUGGGGAGAUAUCUGGGGUGGACUACAACUUUGUCUCCAUAGAAGAGUUCUUCUCUCUGGAGGAGUCAGCAGCGCUGCUGGAGAGCGGCAAAUUCAAAGGGAACUACUACGGCACCCCACGGCCAGUACACAUCGGUCCAGAGAGCCCUCCCAUCACCUACCAGGAACACUGCAACCUGCUUCGGAACUUCCGGACACGCAGCAAGUCGCUUAGCAACCUGGAGAAAGCAACAGAGGAAGAGGAGAAUAGCGAGGAGGUCUCUGGCCUGUCAGGCAGGUUUACCAAAGACAGGCCGCUCCCCCGUAAGACUAUAUGGGUGACCAAUUUACUACAGUCAUAUAUAGUGUUAAUACGUGUUAGUAGUAGCAGUCAUAGUAAGCAUAGUGUAAGUAGUAGUAGUGGAUCAGCGGGUAUCAGCAAUGCCCAUCCCACCUCCCUGUCCCCCUGCCGGUCAAGAGGGUAUGGCAGCGCCAUGGAGAACGGUCAUGGCAGCACCAGUGCCAGGGUGCCAGCAGUGAUGUCUAAAAACUGGAAGGAGGCCUUCAGCAACUCAGGAGAGCCUUUCUACAUAGACCAUUACUCCAAGACUACCAGCUGGCAGGAUCCUCGUGCUCAGAGCAGCAGAGAAACGACGCUCGACAAGAAUGAAUUACCAGGGUUCACAGACCAGCCAGGGGAGCUGAGGGGUUUCUCUAUCCACAUAUGUCUCUCUAAAGGUCCCGGGGGGUUUGGUUUCAACAUUGUGGGGGGCAGCAGAGCCCGGGAGUUCCUCCAGGUCUACAGCGUCACACCAGGGGGACCUGGAACUCUCAACACAGCGGAUAUCCUGGUGUACAUCAACGACGUCUGUGUCCUGGGAACGUCUCAUAAAGAGGUGGUGGAGAUGCUGAAGGCAGUGCCUGUGGGCCACAGUGUGGACGUGGUCCUCCGGAGGGGCUACCCCAUGCUCUACAACCCAGAUGGCUGCCUCAAGCAGUCCCAUCCUGGGUCAACUGAUGCGUUCCAGAGGCAGCAUCACUGUCACCAACCCCCGGCCCGCCCACCCCGCUCCCUGAGGGGUCUCGCCCACCUGCAGGCCCCGGAUAACUCCCAGAGUGACAGUGAGGUGGUCUCAGCCAUCGGCUCACACAGGGCAUCCAUGAUCCGUAACCACAACAAUAACUCCCUCUCUACCCCCCCUCAACCCGUGCGCUACAGAACCUCUAAAAGUGACCUGUCAGAGAGUGACCUGUCCAACUCCUCCACACUCCCUGUGUCCAGACAGCCCAUGCCCCAGUCAGGGAGACCCCGCCUUUCAUCCUCCCCAGGCGGAGGGGUAUACUCCCGCCUCAUCAGGCCCCAGGCUUCCCUGCUGAGACCCCCUCCCACCCCUGACAGCCCACAAAUCGGCUUCCAUGGCAACACCAGUGGCAGUGGCAGUCACAGCAGCAUCUCGUCUCCGGGGUUGAUGAGCCGGUGCAGCGGAGGUGGGGUCGGAGGAGGUGGGGUUGGAGGUGGAGGGGAGCUGGUGCCUGUAGCCCUGGCUCAAUGUGAGAGGGGAGGAGAUAUGGGCUUCAGUGUGACGGCCGGGGGACAGGGAGGCAGGCUGGCCCUGGUCAAGAGGGUCUGGGAUAGGAGGCAGUGCUCCUCCCUACAGCCAGGGGAUGCCAUCAUGAAGAUCAACGGAGUAGACGUCCAGAGUCUCAGCUUUGCACAGAUACAACGAGUUCUCCAGGAAUACACCAAACAAGGAGAAGUUAUCCUAUUGGUUCACAGAGGAGGUUCCCAUCAUUCUUCCAUCUCCCCCAACUCUAUGCGGAAAGUCCCCUCACCACUCCUUCGCCCCCCUCCUUCACCUGUGGCCUCAGACAAGAACCCAUCGGCCCAUGCAGUUGUCCUCUUCCCACCCCGUCCCACCUCCACCCCUCCUCCCCCUCCCCCAGCCAUGGUGCGCUCCUCUCUGGUCCAGAGCACCAGUUUCCUGGAGUCAGUCCCAGUCACCCUCACCAUGGAGCCCAAAGACUGGCUGUAUGCAGGCAUAGAGGAUGAGGGGGACAGGGGGGUGGUGGUCCCAGGACCAGGGCAAGAGGGAGGGGGACAGAAUCGUGUACCCCGGGGAUUCGAUGUGGAGCUGAGGAGGAAGCCAGGAGAGGGGUUCGGAUUUGUCAUCGCUUCACAGGAUGUAGAGAAGGGGAAAGGAACCAGAGCAACAGCAGGGACAUGUUUUAGUUCAUUGUGUUUUUAUUGGUCUGACCCCCAUUCAUUUAGAUGUAAGCAUCUCCAAGCUGUUUUGUUGGAAUUCAGGAUUUUUUGCGCUACAUAUGUAAUUCAAAGAGCCAUGUUGGAAAGACUGCAGUCUGCUUUGAAAACUGUCAAGGACUCCAAACCUGCCUCCCUCCUCCCUCACCGGUUUGUGACGGUGCGUCGGGGCAGUCCUGCGGCGAGGAGCGGUCAGAUACGGCCCGGUGACCGGUUGGAGGCGGUUCAGGGGCAUUCUGUGGUGACCCUUCCACACCGGGAGCUCGUCCACAUCCUCCGCAGAGCUGGAAACACCCUACGCCUCACCAUCAUCCCCCGUCCUAGCACCUACUCCUCCAGCCUAUCAGAGACCACAGAUUAUGACCCCAAUUACACAAGCAGGAAAGGUCACAGGUCACGACCCAAGCAUGGCUCUAGGUAUUACAGUGUGGAUCUAGACCGCGGGCAGACAGGGUUUGGGUUCAGCCUGCGAGGGGGCAGUGAGUACAACAUGGGUCUGUAUGUACUGGGACUGAUGGAGGGGGGACCUGCCUCACGCAGCCACAAAAUACAGGUGAGUGAUCAGUUGGUGGAGAUCAACGGGGACAGCACAACAGGGAUGACCCACACCCAGGCAGUAGAGCAGAUACGCAGGGGAGGACACCGCAUAUACCUGGUUCUAAAGAAAGGCAAUGGAUACGUCCCUGACUACGUGGAGCUGUCCAGUCUGUCUCUAUGUAUGACCAACUCCAAGCUAGGCGAGCCUUGCUUCUAUGUCAUCGGCCGGACAGAGAAUACGCGGUUGGUGAUCGUUCCUGUUAGUCCUCCAUUUAUUUGUCUCUCUACAUUCCUCUUCUCCUCACUUCCUAUGUUGUCUUUACUGUUGUCGUUGUUGAAAAUAUAUUAUGUGUCACUGUACGUCGACACCCUCAUCGUGAGACCAUGAUCACCCACGUGCUGAAAUCAUAUGUUGUAUUGUCUUGAGACCGGGGUAUAACUAAAUGGGCUCUAUGUUCUGUUGCGGUUAAGGCGGCGCUAUUGUCAAACGCACGUCAGUUUGCAAUUUCGUCAUGUCAAAACUGGUGCACUGGCAUUUUCCAGCCCUAGCGCUCGGAUGGGCGGGGUGGAAAUAUUUGAGGGCUGUGCUUAAAAACAUGAUCCAAAGUGCUAAUUUCAGGCAGCACUGAUAGGACCAACCAAAAGCUGGUUUUAGCGGUAACCCAGUUGGUUAUGGCAUGAAUUUGACAGCGGAAACGCAUCCUAUACAGCCGUGACGCUCGCUGCCCAUAUGCACAUGGAACAAGAGUAGUCUAAUGUGCUUUUGGUGCCUGUAUACUUCGUAUUUAGAAACAUAAAAAACUGAUGUUUUUUCCCAUUUCGUUUUAUUUGAUUAAAAUCCCAGCAUAGCCUCGCCUCCUCUCAAUGAAGGCUUUUUUUGUCUGCCCAAUGCAAUCUCAAAGCAGUCAAGACAGACAAUAAAGGAUUUGGCUCCUGAGACUGCUUGAAAAUAAAUCGUAAUCACCAGAGCUUCAUUAAAAUAUAAAGUUUGAAAGGAGUAAAACAGUGAGCUGACAUACAUUUUUUAUCUAUGCAUUGUAGGCAGGCCCACAUUAUUUUAGCUAUACAGGUCCCGUUUUGGACGUGCGUAAAACCCCUCCAGGAUGUAGGCUACGUGUCCAUGCCCAUUAUGAAACGAUAUAUGAGAACCUCAGUGAAUACCGGUGAACCUCGUAUUUAGAAUCUGUAACCUUAAAAAAUGGAUUGUUUUCCGUUUCAUAUGUUCAAAACCCAAGCCCUCCCAUAUGGCUACUAUAGCGAAGGCUGGUUCAACAGCAAUGUGUGUCUUUUUUAUCCUGGCAGUUUUAUAUCAUUACAUUUUACGUUGUAUAAAAAAACUGAUUGCUUGGUUUUCGUUACAUUUUAUUACAAUCAAACUUAUUAGAAUGAUUCACC